Schizosaccharomyces osmophilus is the source of this 3237-nucleotide messenger RNA. It is a transcript of the gene ddb1, whose product is annotated as Cul4-RING E3 complex WD repeat protein subunit Ddb1. Gene Ontology annotation, molecular function: nucleic acid binding; protein binding. The coding region runs from base 1 to 3237 and encodes 1078 amino acids. Lineage: Eukaryota; Fungi; Ascomycota; Schizosaccharomycetes; Schizosaccharomycetales; Schizosaccharomycetaceae. Gene Ontology annotation, cellular component: site of double-strand break; nucleus. Gene Ontology annotation, biological process: proteasome-mediated ubiquitin-dependent protein catabolic process; DNA repair. The transcript has a single exon. The record is from RefSeq and is a predicted model, not a curated record.
AUGAGUUAUGUUUCGUAUAUACACAAGCCUUCGUCAGUGAGAAAUGCUGUUGUUUGUCAAUUUGUUGACUCAACGUCGUGCAAUGUAAUCUUAGCUAAGAGCAACUGUAUCGAGAUUUACGAGUAUAAUGAUGAAAAUAAUCUUCAGCUUAUAACGUUCACAAACAUAUUUGGACGGAUUGUGGGGUUAAAAUCAUUUCGUCCUGCAUUGUCGUCAACGGACCAUAUUAUCGUUGCUACUGACUCUUUCCAUUACUUUACUAUUUUCUGGGACUCUGAAAACAAAACAAUUGCAAAUGGAAUCAAAAUACAGGAUUGCAGUGUGCGUUCUCUCCGCGAAAGUCAAUCUGGCCCUUUACUACUUGUAGAUCCUAUCCAGCGUGUGUUGUGUUUGCAUGUUUAUCAAGGGCUUCUGACGAUUAUUCCCAUUGUCAACUCUAAAAAACGACGUCUUAACAGCACAGACGCUUUUCUUCAUGAUAAUUUUAAUGUCCGCAUCAAGGAAUUAGAUGUUGUGGAUAUAUGUAUGCUUCAUACUCAUUCAGUACCAACUUUAGCUGUUUUGUAUCGCGACAGUAAAUCCGUUGUGCAUCUUUCCACUUACACCAUAAACGUUCGCGAAUGUGAAAUUGAUGAAGAUGACUUGGUUUGUCACGAUAUAGAGGAAGGUAAGCUUAUAGCUCACAGCAAUGGUGGUGUGUUCGUUUUUGGUGAAAUGUAUGUCUACUACAUCAGUAAAGACCUUAAAGCCUCUAAGUCCUUACUCUCUUAUCCAAUUUCAGCUUUCACCGGAAUUUUGAUUUCCGAUCCGCUAGAAGAUUUUUUUUCCAUCAAGUAUGAUCCUAAUCAUUUCUUUGUAACUGAUGAAAGCGGCCUUAUAUACCACUUUUAUUCUGAAUUUUCUCAGGAUGGCUUGAAAAUGGACUUGGAAAAGCUUGGCGAGUCUUCUAUUGCCUCUUGUUUGGUUUCCCUUCCCCAAAAUAAGGUUUUCUUGGGAAGUCAUUAUGGUGAUUCCGCGGUUCUACAAUUAGAUAAUCCUGGUUUGGCUAAUCAAGGGUUAAACGUGCAAACUUUACAAGUUUUCUCCAACAUAGCUCCUAUAAGUGACUUUAUCGUUGAACAUGGAAGUUCUGGAUCUUCCAUAAUUACAUGCAGUGGUGCUUACAAGGAUGGUAGUAUACGUGUCUUAAAGAAUUCCGUCUCAAUUCAAGACAUAGGCAUAAUAGAAAUGGAGAGUAUUAAAGAAGUCUUUUCUGUCUCUUUUCAGGCUGACUAUGACAACUACAUCAUUAUUAGCUUUCCUAGUGAAACCCGGGUACUUUAUGUUUCCUCAGAAGGCGAAUUUUCACUGUGCAACGACCUUUCUUGUGAUUCUUCCACAUUAAGCAUCGGCGUCGUCGAUGAAGGAAAGCAAAUUUUGCAAAUCACUGCUUCAGAUGUGCGCUUAUUUGAUGGAAAUAAAGUUAUUUCCUGGUCCCCUCAUGCUAAUAUAAAUAGUGGGAAUAUAUAUAAAAAUCUAAUUUGCGUUGCUUUAACAGGAGGUACUGUAAUUUUUCUUCAUAUGUUGGAAGAAAUCGCCAGGUAUCAAUGCAAUACGGAAAUCUCAUGUCUUGACUUUUUAGAUGAUUCUACUUGCUUUUUAGGACUAUGGUCAUGCUCAGUCUUGGGAUUAAAAAUUGGUCAGGGAAUUACUCAAGAGCUAUGUCAAUACAAAUUGAAAGAUGUUCCUCGAAGUUUAGCUUGUUUUUCGUUCAGUAAUCAGUUGAAUGAUUUCCUUUACCUAAGUACGAAUGAUGGCCAGUUUUUACAAUACUGUUUUGGUAAAAAAGGGUUUUUGGACGCUCUACCCAAGGUAAUACGCCUAGGUAACACACCUGUUAGCUUAAAAUCCCUAACUUUAAACGAAAAAAGGACUCUUGUUUCUAUUGCUGAGACUCAACAAUUUAUACACAUGGAAUCGAAUAAACUUAUCUUCAAUCCCUUUCCUUCGAAAGAAAUCGUCAGUAUUACGAGAUUUUGCCAUCCUGCUCUAAAUACGACUCUUGUAUAUUGUACGGGAUCCAAAUUAAUUAUGGCUUCUCUUGGUGCCAUUCAGGGUUUAACUAUACAAACAAUUCCAGUGGAAGGUUUUCCACGAAGAAUCUGCGCCUCUGAAAAACACUACUUUGUCCUUUGUAUGCAACUAGAGGAUGCCCUAGGAAACCAAGAGCAGAGUCUAAAAUCAUCAUUACGAGUUUUUGAUAAAUUGACGUUAGAAGAAAUCUGUCACUUUGUCUUUGAUACAAAUGAAAUGGUAGAGAGUAUAGUUUAUUUAGAAACCAACUCUAGCGUUGUCGUUGGCACAGGAUAUAACCAUCCUGAUCAGGAUGCACCCGAUUCCGGGCGAUUGCUUAUGUUUACUGUCGAUAAGAAUAACCUUGAUUUAGUCACUACUUAUAAGGUGCAAGGAUCAGUAAACACGCUUAAAAGCUACAAUGGUCUAAUUAUAGCUGGCAUCAAUGCCACAGUCAGUGCCUUUGUUGUUCGUGAAGGAGGAUUUCAUGUCGAGGGUUGUCUUCGAACACCUACGUAUACAAUAGACCUUUGCAUCGAUGAUAGUGAUAUAGUGGUUGGUGAUUUAAUGAAGUCAAUAUCCGUCAUGAACUUUUCAGAAAGCCAGCUCUCUGAAUUAGCCAGAGACUAUAAGCCAAUAUGGGUAUCGUCUGUUGAGAAGCUGGAAAGACAUAAGUACUUUGUUUGCGAUGCCGAUGGUAACGCAUUCAUUUUUCUACGGGAUGUACAUUCACCGCAAAUAGCCGACCGUAAACAUUUGCGCCGUUUGGAUCAAUACUAUUUGGGCGAAUUCGUAAACAAAACUAGGAUUGGUACGCUAAGAAAGCCGCAGGAAGGAAGCUUUGUGCAGCCGAAGCUUAUUUCCGUCACAGUAGAUGGUGCUAUAAUACUUAUUGGUGAUGCGAAUGAUUAUGCCGACAUUCUUUUGCAACUUCAGGAUAAUGUAAGACGUGCUUUACCUUCGACUGGUGGAUUGAAUCAUGAAGACUGGAGAAAAUGUCAUUCUGAAAUUCCUGAAGAGCUUCCAAGUAAGCUUAUAGACGGUAGUUUAUUAGAAGGUAUCGUGGAUAUGCCUCUGUCUAUACAGGACGAAAUUGUGCAAGGGAAGAAUGGAGGACUACCCUUAAACAUUUCUGUUAAUGAAUUGGUAAACUUAUCGGAGAGUCUUGCUAGAUUACAUUCCUAA